GAUUACAGCAAGCUGAGCCUGCAAAAUUCAUUACCUAGCAGAAGAAGGAUACUUACAGCAAAGGUGUGCAAGGAGAAUUGCUGAAACUUCAGAAGCAUCUGCUUCAUGUUCCAUCCAGCAGAAAUGCCACAUUUCUGGCAAGUGGGUAAAUACAUACAGUACUUUUAGUCCUGUUUUGCUGCCUUAAUAGGCACAGAUUCAUUUGAAGAAAAGCCUAAACAUUUUGAGGCAUAGCUGAAUUCCAGCCCUGAAAUUUCUGAAAGUUCACAACAAUGAAGCGAAGCAGUAGAAGGAAAUGCUUGAGAAGCAAGACAUCUGGAUUGACCUGGGCUGUCCACCUACAUCAGUAUGCAAUGCAAUACAAAUGCAAUAGUAGUGGGGGAUCUGCAGAGCAAAAGAGCUGGCACGGCAGACUCAGCAGGAAAGAUACACUUUUCAGGGGAAUAUGCUCUGGAUUAGUCUCAUCCUGAAGGGUCCACAUCUGUCAGUGACUGGAGUGCCCUAUGGGCAGUUGUGGAAAGCUUCUUCUUACAGGGAAGAAACCACCAUGUGCAGUAAAUUGAUCAUGCAGUUUGGUGGCUGUUCCACACAUUUUGGUAUCUUCUGUGUGUACUCAUCUGUGUAUAUGCUGGGUGACCUUUUGUUGCUCAGGGAAAUGGAAAAUCAUCCCAGCAGAAAAAAAAGCAUUCUCUUUUGUGGGUCCUCUAUGAAGACACCAGUACUUUCUAUAGCUGGUAUUUGUGAAGUUGCAGGAUCUUCAUGUCUUGGACACAUCCAGCACUCAUGACUGCUGUUUGCUGGUGGACUCAAAAGGAUAUCCCAGCCUCUGGAUAUCCUGGCUCAAGACAUCCUGGCGUUUGUUGCUCUCCAGUGGAAACUGCUUGCAUCCUUGACUUCGGUAGAGCUGCACUGAAGCCCGACACCUCUGGUAGCCAGUGAGAGGCUGGUUCUGUGCUGCGCUCUUACAGGAGAAGCCUGGCUGCAUUAACUCUUACUAAAACCAGCACUAGACAACUUGAGCAAAACCCAGUGAUGGAGGUCAAGUCCACAGAAGCCAGCAGCAGCUCCCAGGGAGGCACCGGCUGUCUGGAUCUUACCCUGGUCACUUUCACUGAAACGGUGACUUUCACAGAAGUGGUGGCAGAAGAGGAGUGGGGAUCCUUUUACUAUUCCUUUAAGACAGAGCAGCUGGUGACUCUUUGGAUUCUCUUUAUUGUCACAAUUUCUGGAAAUGCCAUUGUGCUCUUCUCUACCUGGAGAAGGAAGAGGAAAUCUCGAAUGACCUACUUUGUUACUCAGCUGGCAAUCACAGAUUCAUUCACAGGACUCAUCAACAUCAUGACAGACAUCAUUUGGCGCUACACUGGAGAUUUUAUGGCCCCUGAUAUCGUUUGCAGGGUCGUUCGCUACUUCCAGGUGGUUCUUCUCUAUGCCUCAACUUACGUCCUCGUGUCACUAAGCAUAGACCGGUACCAUGCCAUAGUUUACCCCAUGAAGUUCUUGCAAGGAGAAAGGCAGGCAAAAGUGCUCAUUGGAGUGGCCUGGAGCCUCUCCUUCCUGUUUUCCAUACCCACUCUGAUUAUUUUUGGGAAACGGCAGCUCUCCAAUGGGGAAGUGCAGUGCUGGGCUCUCUGGCCUGAUGACUCCUACUGGAUCCCCUACAUGACAAUUGUGGCUUUCCUGGUGUAUUUCAUUCCUCUGAUCAUAAUCAGUGUCAUAUACUCAAUUGUGAUUCGAACCAUCUGGAUGAAGAGCAAAGCUCAGGCUGUCAUCCUAUCCAGCUGUCCUGGUGGCAAAACCUCCCGUGGCUACAGCAGCCGUGGGUUCAUAUCCAGGGCCAAGGUGAAGGCGAUCAAGUACAGCAUUGUAAUUAUCCUUGCAUUUAUUCUCUGUUGGAGCCCUUACUUUCUGUUUGAUAUCCUGGACAACUUCAACAUACUGCCUGAGACCAAAGAGCGCUUCUACGCAUCUGUGAUUAUUCAGAACCUGCCAGCCCUGAACAGUGCCGUCAACCCCCUCAUCUACUGCUUCUUCAGCAACAGCCUCUGCCUCCCUUCCGAGGAAAGAAGAACUCAAAGACUAGGGGGGACUUUGCGGGAAAGGAGUGAUGGAGGGCAGGAGAUGCAGGUCCUGUCGAAACCAGAAUACAUCUAGCACUGGCAAUGUUCUGCAAAGCCACACUGGCACCUGUACAGAGGAAAACAGAGGUCCCCCACAAGCCCUGUGCAUGGUGAAGUGGAUGGACACU
Messenger RNA from Zonotrichia albicollis (white-throated sparrow), 2248 nucleotides. RefSeq names its product neuropeptide S receptor 1 (gene NPSR1). Gene Ontology annotation, molecular function: vasopressin receptor activity; neuropeptide receptor activity. The record is from RefSeq and is a predicted model, not a curated record. Gene Ontology annotation, cellular component: cytoplasm; plasma membrane. Gene Ontology annotation, biological process: positive regulation of release of sequestered calcium ion into cytosol; neuropeptide signaling pathway. Lineage: Eukaryota; Metazoa; Chordata; Aves; Passeriformes; Passerellidae.